Messenger RNA from Anopheles cruzii, 1458 nucleotides. It is a transcript of the gene 128up, whose product is annotated as GTP-binding protein 128up. Gene Ontology annotation, biological process: cytoplasmic translation. The record is from RefSeq and is a predicted model, not a curated record. The transcript has 4 exons. NCBI's taxonomy places the organism in Eukaryota, Metazoa, Arthropoda, Insecta, Diptera, Culicidae. Gene Ontology annotation, molecular function: GTPase activity; GTP binding. Gene Ontology annotation, cellular component: cytoplasm. Bases 96 to 1199 code for a protein of 367 amino acids.
AUUGUGGUUCAUGGUGUUGCGGUUCACUUUUGUAUGAUUUUUUCCGUUUUUAGCAUUAGUUAAACGCCCAACCACCUACCCAGCCAGCGAUCAAGAUGAGUACGAUACUGGAAAAGAUCGCUCAAAUCGAGUCCGAGAUGGCUCGUACUCAGCGAAACAAGGCUACUGCCGGACAUCUGGGAUUGCUGAAGGCUCGGCUGGCGAAGCUGCGCCGUGAACUCAUCACACCGAAGGGUGGCGGCGGUGCCUCCGAGCAGGGCUUCGAAGUGUCGAAGACCGGUGAUGCCCGGGUCGGGUUCGUCGGGUUUCCCUCGGUCGGCAAAUCGACGUUGCUCUCCAACCUGGCCGGUGUCUACUCGGAGGUGGCCGCAUACGAGUUCACUACGCUUACGACGGUGCCGGGCUGUAUCAAGUAUAAGGGCGCCAAGAUUCAGCUGCUCGACCUUCCCGGUAUCAUCGAGGGUGCAAAGGACGGCAAGGGUCGCGGUCGGCAAGUUAUUGCGGUGGCCCGGACCUGUAACCUUGUCUUCAUGGUGCUGGACGUAUUGAAACCGUUAACACACAAAAAGUUGCUCGAGCACGAGUUGGAAGGGUUCGGGUUGCGGUUGAACCAACAACCGCCCAAUAUUUCGUUCCGUCGAAAGGACAAGGGUGGUGUCAAUUUGAACGCCACCGUCGCCCAGUCUGAGUUGGAUCUGGACACGGUGAAAACGAUCCUGUCCGAGUACAAGAUUCACAAUGCGGACAUUACGCUCAAGUACGAUGCCACGGCCGACGAUCUUAUCGACGUGAUCGAAGGCAAUCGAAUCUACAUCCCGUGCAUUUAUCUGCUAAACAAGAUCGAUCAAAUUUCGAUCGAAGAACUGGACGUGAUCUACAAAAUCCCACACUGCGUACCGAUCUCCGCUCACCAUCACUGGAACUUUGACGAUCUGCUGGAAAUGAUGUGGCAAUACCUGCAACUUGUGCGAAUUUACACCAAACCGAAAGGACAGCUGCCGGACUAUAGCUCACCCAUCGUGUUACACCAUGAACACACAUCGGUUGAGAGUUUCUGUAACAAAUUGCACCGAACCAUUGCGAAGGAAUUCAAAUAUGCCCUCGUGUGGGGCUCAUCGGUGAAGCAUCAGCCGCAAAAGGUUGGCAUCGAUCACGUGUUGAACGACGAGGAUGUGGUGCAGAUUGUGAAGAAGAUCUAAGCCACGCCAGCAGGAAUUGGAAUCGGAAUCAUAUGCUGGGACCCGUAUCUGCGGAACUGAGGUUCAUCAAAGUUCGAUGAAAAGAAUGUGAGAGCAAAAGGCAGAUUUUGCUUCGCCAACGACACAGCGACAGCUUCUUAUGCAUUGAACGUGCACAUUUAUCGUUUUUACCUGUCCUGUUAUGUUUUCCCAUGGUUUUGCUGUUUUUUCUGUCCAUGAUACAUCCGGCAGUAACAAAGAGAUUGAGUGAGGCAGACGU